Trypanosoma rangeli is the source of this 657-nucleotide messenger RNA. RefSeq names its product P-type H+-ATPase. The annotation marks the transcript as partial. Gene Ontology annotation, biological process: proton transmembrane transport; regulation of intracellular pH. The transcript has a single exon. The record is from RefSeq and is a predicted model, not a curated record. Lineage: Eukaryota; Euglenozoa; Kinetoplastea; Trypanosomatida; Trypanosomatidae. Gene Ontology annotation, molecular function: P-type proton-exporting transporter activity. Gene Ontology annotation, cellular component: plasma membrane.
AUGAGUGCAAACAUGAGUAAUAAGAACGAGGAGACGGUGUUUAAGAACGGCGAUGGUGGCUAUCCCGACGAAGAGCUCCCACCACAGAAGCCGAAGAGGCGUCAGUCGGUUCUCUCCAAGGCCAUUACCGAGCACAAUGAAGACGACGUUGAUGAAGUGCCAAUUCUACCGCCAUCAAAUGGCCUGACGAGUGCUGAAGCCGAAGAGUUACUUGCCAAAUUUGGCCGCAACGAGCUCCCUGAGAAGACGACACCUGGCUGGCUGAUAUUUGUGCGUAACUUGUGGGGUCCCAUGCCCUUUGCGCUGUGGGUCGCCAUCAUUAUUGAAUUCGCGCUGGAGAACUGGCCCGAUGGUGCCAUUCUUCUUGUCAUCCAGCUAGCCAACGCCACGAUUGGGUGGUACGAGACAAUCAAGGCGGGUGACGCCGUGGCUGCGCUGAAGAACUCGCUGAAGCCCGUGGCGACCGUCUUCCGUGACGGGAAGUGGCAACAGCUGGAUGCCCGCCUACUGGUGCCUGGCGAUCUUGUGAAGCUUGCAUCCGGCUCCGCGGUCCCUGCUGACUGCAGCAUCAACGAGGGUGUGAUCGAGGUGGACGAGGCGGCCCUUACGGGUGAGUCGCUUCCUGUGACGAUGGGAACGGAUCACAUGCCAAAGAUG